Molecule: messenger RNA, 1245 nt
Organism: Suillus subaureus
Lineage: Eukaryota; Fungi; Basidiomycota; Agaricomycetes; Boletales; Suillaceae
Product: domain found in IF2B/IF5-domain-containing protein
Exons: 2
Coding region: 1-1245 (414 amino acids)
Biological process (GO): formation of cytoplasmic translation initiation complex; translational initiation; formation of translation preinitiation complex
Cellular component (GO): cytosol
Molecular function (GO): GDP-dissociation inhibitor activity; translation initiation factor activity; eukaryotic initiation factor eIF2 binding
Source: RefSeq, a predicted model, not a curated record
AUGGCUUCCGCAGGAAUUGUGAAUAUUCGUCGCGAUGUCGAUGACAAGUUCUACCGCUACCGCAUGCCCCUCCUUCUCACAAAAAUUGAAGGCAAAGGCAAUGGUAUCAAAACCGUCGUCCCCAACAUGGCAGAUGUUGCCCGUGCCUUAUCUCGCCCUCCCACUUACCCUACCAAAUUCUUCGGCUGUGAGCUCGGUGCACAGACCUCCUCUGAUGACAAGAAUGAACGCUACAUUGUUAACGGCGCUCAUGAUGCCUCUCGCCUCAGGGAACUGCUCGACGUCUUCAUCGACAAAUUUGUCCUUUGUCGUUCAUGCAAGAACCCUGAGACGGACCUUAUCAUCCUCAAGAGCGGUCGUAACGAGGAUAUCGUCAGGGAUUGCAAAGCUUGUGGUGAGAGGACGGGCGUCGACAUGAAGCACAAGCUCGUCACCUUCAUUCUGAAGAACCCGCCCAAGAACCCCAAGAAGAGCAAGAAGGGGGCCAAAGGCGAGACAAACGGAAAUGGUGGUGGAGUACACGCAUCAGCUCCAUCUGUUCCUGGCGACGAAAACACUGGCGGUUCUGGUGGUGACAGCGACGACGAGCUUACCAAGAAGAUCAAAGCCGAAGCCGCUGAGCUUACUACAGAAACCAAGCUUGCGGCUCAAGAUUGGUCGGCUGAUACAUCUCCUGAGGCCGUCAAGGCUCGCGUUAAGGCGUUGGAAAAUCAGGUUGGCGGACUAUCACUUACGCCUGCUGGCGGCUUGGGAGAUGAUGAGGGUAGUGAUGACGAUGUGAACAGCCCUUACGCCCAGUUUGGUCGUUGGGUUGAAGAGAACAAGGGCGAUGCAGGUGUUAGUGCUGUGCAGAUCUAUCAGAAGGCCCAAGAAUUUGGCGUCGAGAAGAAACACAAGACUGUCCUCGUUCUUGUUCAAGCGCUGUUCACCGAAGAGGUUGCGAAAGAGAUCGAUACGUACAAGGCCCUGCUUGCAAAGAUGGUCACCUCCGAGAAGCACCAGAAAGCUCUCUUAGGUGGAAUCGAGCGCCUUGUCGGGCUUGCCCACCCUGAGCUCAUCCCCUCCGUACCAAAAAUUCUUAUGGCCUUGUACCAGAUCGACGUCUUGGAGGAAGACGUAGUGACUCAGUGGGGUACUCAUGUCAGCAAGAAGUACGUCGAUAAGGAGACGAGUAAGAAAGUGAGAAAGGCCAGCGAGCCGUUCUUGAAGUGGCUUGAGGAUGCGGAUGACGAUGAAUCCGAGUGA